AUCGACAUCUCUACUACUCAAACAACAUACACAAUGGACGGUGACGCAUCAGCAAAGACCAUGGACAAGGGAGCCUCUGCUGCCCUGAGAAACGACGAUAUGGGCAUCAACGCAGUCCACGAGGACUCAGUCCCCAGAGGCGAGCCCGCAGGCGAGAAGACCACUGGCACCGGUACCUCAGCAUUCAGCGCCGAUGGCAGCAUUGGCAAACAAUUCAAUGCCGACGGAGCAAUUGGCCAGAUUGGUGAGAAGGUCGGCGGACCUUUCUCAUCACAAGGCAGCAUCGGCAAGCAGUUCACCACCGAGGGAAGCAUCGGUGGCACUGUCCAGCAGAACCUUGGCCAGGGCGAGAACAACACUUUCCAGAAGUAA
Messenger RNA from Aureobasidium pullulans EXF-150, 372 nucleotides. RefSeq lists its product as uncharacterized. Bases 34 to 372 code for a protein of 112 amino acids. The transcript is spliced from 3 exons. The record is from RefSeq and is a predicted model, not a curated record. NCBI's taxonomy places the organism in Eukaryota, Fungi, Ascomycota, Dothideomycetes, Dothideales, Saccotheciaceae.